AUGUUCGCGGCUGUCGGGGGCUUCGGGGGCCUCCGGCGCAUCCGCCUGGGGCGCAUCUUACGCUGGGCCCCGGGAGCGCACGGAGAAGCCGCGCCCCGGCCCAUCGCGCCUCUGCGGCCUCGGGGUCUGCCCCGCUACUGCAGCGGCCGGGCGGCCAGCGGCUCUGAGCACCAAGGUCCAGCAGGAAAGGUCCACCGGGUCCCCGCCGAAUACAAGCCUUCGCAAUUCGAUAAGAAAAUCCUGCUGUGGACCGGGCGUUUCAAAGCGAUGGAGGACAUCCCGCCUCGGAUCCCGCCAGAAAUGAUAGAUGCUGCAAGAAACAAGGCUCGGGUGAAAGCUUGUUACAUAAUGAUUGGACUCACCAUUAUCGCCUGUUUUGCAGUGAUAGCAUCUGCCAAAAAGGCUGCAGAACGACAUGAAUCCUUAACGAGUUGGAACCUGGCAAAGAAAGCUAAGUGGCGUGAAGAAGCUGCAUUGGCUGCACAGGCUAAGGCCAAAUGAAAUUCUAAGUGACACAGUGUUAAUCAGAGGAU
This is a messenger RNA of Callorhinus ursinus (northern fur seal), 533 nucleotides long. RefSeq names its product family with sequence similarity 162 member B (gene FAM162B). Lineage: Eukaryota; Metazoa; Chordata; Mammalia; Carnivora; Otariidae. The record is from RefSeq and is a predicted model, not a curated record.